AUCCGGUCCCCAUCUGCCCAUUUCCGAGCCUACUGUGUUUCAGGCCUGGAGCCUGAAUGUGAAUUUAAGCAAUUUCUAUAUGUUUAUAUAUUUUGUGCAGUGAAAGGAGUCUUCCUGAAGCACAAUGUCCGAUCUCGAGGCCCCCCUGCGCCCAAAGAGGAAGAAGGUGUGGGUAGACUAUUUUGUCCGGUUCAGAUGGAUCUUAGUUAUUUUUGUUGUUCUCCCAAUCUCCUUCACCCUUUACUUUCUCACUUACCUUGGGGAUGUCAAAUCAGAGAUGAAAUCCUACAAACAGCGUCAGAAGGAACAUGAUGAAAAUGUUAAAAAAGUGGUGAAACGCCUCAAAGAGAGGAAUCCAUCCAAGGAUGGUCUUGUUUGCACUGCUCGUAAACCCUGGAUUGCUGUUGGAAUGCGGAAUGUUGACUAUAAACGGGCUCGGCACUUUGAAGUCGAUUUAUCAGCUUUCUGUAAUAUCCUUGAAAUUGACAGGGAGAGAAUGGUUGCUAGAGUUGAGCCACUUGUAAAUAUGGGACAGAUUAGCAGGGCAAGUGUCCCAAUGAAUCUUUCCCUUGCAGUGGUUGCAGAACUUGAUGAUCUCACUGUUGGUGGGCUAAUUAAUGGUUAUGGGAUUGAAGGUAGCUCUCACAUCUAUGGCUUGUUCUCUGACACAGUUGUGGCUUAUGAGAUUGUUUUGGCAGAUGGCCAGGUUGUUAGAGCCACCAAGGACAAUGAAUACUCUGAUCUUUUCUAUGCCAUCCCUUGGUCUCAGGGAACACUUGGGCUUCUUGUCUCUGCUGAGAUCAAGCUUAUUCCUGUUAAAGAAUACAUGAGGCUGACCUACAAACCUGUAGUGGGUAAUCUGAAAGAACUUGCACAGGCCUAUAUAGACUCGUUUGCACCCAGAGAUGGAGAUCAGGAUAACCCAGAGAAGGUUCCAGACUUUGUGGAGACUAUGAUUUAUAACUCUACCGAAGGUGUGAUGAUGACAGGGAGAUAUGCCUCCAAAGAAGAGGCCAAGAAGAAGGGAAAUGUGAUAAACAAUGUUGGUUGGUGGUUUAAACCGUGGUUCUAUCAGCAUGCGCAGACAGCCCUAAAGAAAGGGGAGUUUGUAGAGUACAUUCCAACCAGAGAAUAUUAUCACAGGCACACAAGGUGUUUGUACUGGGAGGGGAAGCUUAUACUUCCAUUCGCUGAUCAAUGGUGGUUUAGAUUUCUCUUAGGCUGGAUGAUGCCUCCAAAGGUUUCUCUUCUCAAGGCUACUCAAGGUGAAGCAAUCAGAAACUAUUACCAUGAGAUGCAUGUCAUUCAGGAUAUGCUUGUUCCUCUUUACAAGGUUGGGGAUGCCCUAGAAUGGGUUGACCGUGAGAUGGAGGUAUAUCCCAUUUGGCUAUGUCCGCACAGGUUGUUCAAGCUUCCUGUGAAAACUAUGGUGUAUCCUGAGCCAGGGUUUGAGCAUCAGCACAGACAGGGAGACACAUCCUAUGCACAGAUGUUCACCGAUGUUGGGGUGUAUUAUUCACCUGGACCAGUGUUGAGGGGUGAGGUGUUCGAUGGUGCAGAUGCAGUUCGCAGAAUGGAGAACUGGUUGAUAGAAAACCACGGCUUCCAGCCUCAGUAUGCAGUGUCUGAGCUGAAUGAGAAGAAAUUCUGGAGGAUGUUUGAUGCUGACCUCUAUGAACACGCCAGGAAGAAAUAUGGAGCUGUGGGAACCUUCAUGAGCGUGUACUACAAAUCCAAGAAAGGAAGGAAGACGGAGAAGGAGGUGCAGGAAGCAGAACAAGCCCACCUUGAGACUGCUUAUGCUGAGGCUGGUUAAUAAUGGACUGAUUUUGAAGUGAAGUUUGGAAAUGUGAAAACUAUAGCAUUUCUUUCUUUGCUGUUUCUUGCGUUUUCUGGUUGUCGCUGAUAGAUUAGACUCUUGUUUGGAUGGUAGUUUCCAAUCGUACUCGUGUUCUAGAUAGUCUUGAGACUGUAGACCGCUUCUCACUGCUGCAGCCUGCAAAGGGGCAUCAGUUGUUUGGCAACUGUUGUGCAGCUUGGGGAGUGCGUCUAGUCAGGUUAGGUUACCGUUGUGUUGGCUUUAUUGAGUGGAGUUGUAAUUGGCACUAGAGAAGAAAUGAGAGAUGAUGAUGAUGAUGAUUCACUCAAAAGUGAAAAUGUUAUUUUCUGGUCUCCCCUCUCUCUCUGUUCCAGCCGGUAACUGAACAGUAUAUUCAAACGAAAUUAUUUGUGAAAAAAAUAAUUCCAAGA
Messenger RNA from Populus euphratica (Euphrates poplar), 2250 nucleotides. Its product is annotated as delta(24)-sterol reductase-like. Gene Ontology annotation, cellular component: cytoplasm; membrane. Gene Ontology annotation, biological process: steroid metabolic process. The coding region runs from base 125 to 1816 and encodes 563 amino acids. The transcript has 3 exons. The record is from RefSeq and is a predicted model, not a curated record. Gene Ontology annotation, molecular function: oxidoreductase activity, acting on the CH-CH group of donors, NAD or NADP as acceptor; FAD binding. NCBI's taxonomy places the organism in Eukaryota, Viridiplantae, Streptophyta, Magnoliopsida, Malpighiales, Salicaceae.